AUACCAGCUGACAACUGUCAACAUUUAUUAUAUUUUAGAGUCAAGUUUUUUUUCUUUUCAAGAUUGACAAGGGAGGCUCCGCCUCCCCUGCCUCCUCUGACUGCUGUCACUGCUGAACGCACCAUGAAGUCCUGGUGUGUUUGAACUGCAGGACAGAAGUAUGAGGCGUUCAAGGUCCACAAGUUCCAGCUGUUCAGAAGUUUGUCUUUUACUUCGUACGACACAUUAACAGAAACAUCUGAGGUGACAUGACUAGAAUGGAACAGAACACACUUCUACUUAGAACUGUUCUUAUAAUAUAAUUAUAAAAUGAUCUUAUGUAACGUCACCAAACUUGGCGGACUCCGCCGCUAACACCCUCUGUUUUGUUUGUCGUCUGUGAGUUCGUCUGAUUGGUCGGAACCUUCCACCCUGGUCACAUGGUCACUUUUUCACAUUAACUUUUAAUCAGUGAGUGACAUGUCUGGUUUUUUUUAUGCUGUUUUUAACAGAUUUUAGUUUGUCUUUGUUUUAAUAAUGGUCGUAUUUUGUUGCUCUUAGCCCGCUUAACCCCCGUGUUAUCACUAGUUUUAUUUACUGAUUUAAUCCCUUGGUUUAUGUUUGGUGUUCGGCGCUUUGGCCGGCUGUCAGGUUCUUCAGGUGCUUUUUAAAUGAAGUUGGUGUGGAACGGUCAAACUCAGAACAGAAGGACUGGACUUUUCUUUGACGGUGUGUUCAAGGACCUCUGGUUUUUUUACAGACGCGGUGAACCGCCGUCUCGUCCGCACUCGUGGCAUUCGACGAAGCUCGGCGACGGUCGUCUGGAGUCGACGGACGCCGCGAGCAGCGUCUGGCAUCACAACUACACCGCCAGUGUGUCCGACCUUUCCGCCGGCUUCGACUCCGGCGGUGGGAGUCUGAGGAAGAGUCCGGACCAGUACAGCUCCAGGGGCAGCAUGGACAGCCUGGACCCGCCCCCGUCCUCCCAGCUCCGCCCUGGGACCCAGCAGCGCCACGUCCACGGCGGACCCCACCCUGCCUACUCGUCCUGUCAACAGCUGUCCUCCUCCAGGUCGUCCAAUAGCAUCGACCUCCUCCACAACAAACGGGACUCCGCCUACUCGUCGGUCUCCACCAGCUCCAGUAUCCCAGAGUACCUGAGCUCCGCCCCCUCCUUCGGCGCCGAGCGCUCCUAUUCGCUGGAGACCGUCCCUCAGAGAGGAGGCGGAGCAGAGGCGCGGCAGGAGGACGUCCGAUACUUCCGGACGGUUUACGACGCUCAGCAGGAGCAGGAGCUGAGAGGGGGCGGGGCCAAGGCAGGGCCAAACCCACACCUGCAAGGAUCAGUGGGCGGGGCCUUUUACCAUGGCGACAGCAGCACGUCAAACAGACACAGCGUGGGUCCAAUCUGGGGCCAGGGGGCGGGGCUGGGGGCGCCAGCUCCGCCCAGACGCAGCGACAGCUAUGCCGCCAUCAGGAACCACGAACGCCACGAGAGACCCAACUCCUGGUCCAGCCUGGACCACGUUAGGCCCCUGAGGUCUCUGCAGAAGGGUUCCUGGCGUCACUCCAGUGGUUCUAUGUCUUCUGCUUCAGCCAAGGCUUCGUUCAGUGCAGACGGUCACCUGCACACGGUGAUGGAGAAGAGUCCAGAGAGCAGCCCCACCACCAGGCCCCGGCAGGGGGGGGGCGGACCCCCGAACCCCCAGAGCCCCCAGAGCCCCCAGAGCCCCUGGGCCCCCCAGACCCCACAGGGGUCACAGGUCAGAUGGGGUGAAGCAGCGGCAGAGGGCUGGACAGAUGGGGGGACGUCAGCGGUGGAGAACGGAGCCCAGAGCGGCGCUGCACCUCCGACCUCGGCUCCAACAUCUGCGACGCUCCGGACUCAGGAGGUGCACAGGACCCCAAAGGAUGAGGCCGAUUCUGGACCAUACAGACCCCACCAGAAAGGACCUGUAGGGGGUUCGGAGGUCCAGACCAACGCCCAAAGACUCCAAAACAAUCCCGUUCAUAAAAACCCUGAAUCACAGAAUCAGACGUUCCAGGAACAGAUCCAUCCGACUCCUGGUCUGAGACCCCCGUCAUCCCAGGACCUGAAGGAUCCUGAUCCGACAGUCCAGUCCAGACACAGGAGCAGGUCCCUGGACCAGCCUAAGGUCCACCCACAGACCCUGUCCUCUUCCAGGGUGGCUCAGGGUCAGGUACCGCCUCCACACUUACCUGUCCACCCUCAGCGUCAAGCUCCGCCCCCUCUGCCGUCCACACCUCUCCCUGUCACCGCGGCGUCUCGGCAGUUCCUCGCCAGCCGCCGUUGGACCAGACGGAGCGAGACCGAGAACACCCGUAACAGCGGUUUUGUGGACGCCGGCCAGGGACCCGCUCGCAGUCUGUCGGUUUUGGAGAAAGUCAGUCGGUUUGAGCAUCGAGAACGAGCAGUAAAACAGCGCAGUCACAGCGCCAAGGCCAACCACCACCGGAUAAUGAAAAAAUCUCAGAACACGUCAUGUGGAGCAGAAGACCUGAGGAACAUGCUGGAGAGGAGUACCAGUGGAGGUAAAGCCCAGAGGACUCUGAGCUACAGAGGAGGAAACCACCACCAGGGGGCGCACAGAACGUCAGCUGAUCCCAGUUCAGCUCUGCAGAGGAGUCGCAGCAGCUUCCACCUGGAUGUGUGCAGAGUGGACGAUGUCAACAAGGACCGCCCCUGGAGGCAGGACGUCCAGGAACUGAUGAACACGCAAGACACGCCCACCAACAGGUCUUACCAGGACCCUCUGAAGGAUGCUCAGUCCAAAGUCCUCCGCUCCACCUCCUUCAGACGUACAGACCUGGACUCCUCGUCCGGAGCCCUUCACCUCCUGCUCCUCCUACCUCUGGGCUCCUCCUCCAGUACCCUCAACCUCCUCCUGUCCCCCGCCAAGUUCCAUUCCUUAGAGAAAAAAGCUCCUAAAACUCUUCCCAAACCUCAGGGCGUCAUCAUCUCGUCCACGUCUCCACCUCCGCUCACAUCUCCUCACACCCCGAAGGAGCGACAUGUGGUCAGUCCGGAGUCCGCGGGCCCAGCCCCCCCGCCCUAACCCAGCGUCCCGCCCGUCGGACCUCCUCCGCUGAUGAGGAUCUGUGGACGAAAGCGCCUGAUGGCGGAGCAGAAGAAGCGCUCGUACUCAGAACCGGAGAACAUGAACGAGGUCGGGGUGUCCGACGCCGACACCGCUGCCCUCUUCAGGCGAACAGGAGAUACGAGCGUAGCCGAAAGGAAGAUGUUCGAAUUGGCGGCGAAUUGUGUCGGGGGCGGAGUCUCUCCCGGCGGCUCAUCCAGGACCGACCUGCGACAGCUUCAACAGGACGCUGUGUUCGAAUACGUGGAGCGGAAACGAGGAGCGAGGAGGGACGAGGCGGGAACCAGGGCGGGGCUGAGGCCUCGCAGUGCCUACGUACAAGCAGAACACGACGACAGCCGCUCAGACUCCACGGGCCGGUCCACGUCCAGCCGGUGGUCCCUGCAGGACUGUGGCCCAGACCGGAGCCUCUCCUCUGGGGACCGCCCACUCUGCUCCUCUGGGGACCGCCCACUCUGCUCCACACUGCCCCCUGGAGGCACCCGCGCAGCUUCAGAUCCAACCUCUUCUACCCGGGUCGGGUCACCAGUCCAAGACCACCAGCCCACCUGCCACCAAGUUCCCCUCAGGUCCAGGUCUACAGCCCCCAGUGUCUCCUGGAUCUGGGUUUGGAGGACCGGCUGGGCAGCGGGUCUCAGAGCCUGGGCUGGGUCCGGGUUGUCCCGGCAGUUGGACGGGGCCCUGUGGAAGGCGGGGUCAGCCCGGGGCUCCGGGAAGUCCGCCUCCGCCGAAGACCUGCUGGAGCGUUCUGACGGGCGGAUCAGUCCUCAGCACUGCAGGUCCAGGUCCUCCCCAACCACGGAGACCCUGAACCAGGACAUCAGGAUGUUGGGCAUCUCAGCCUCUGACCCUGGACCAUCUGGACCACCUGGACCACCUGGACCAUCUGGACCACCUGGACCACCUGGACCAUCUGGACCACCUGGACCAUCUGGACCAGGUCCUCUGGAUGUAAACAGGUAAACCA
Sphaeramia orbicularis (orbiculate cardinalfish) is the source of this 4065-nucleotide messenger RNA. Its product is annotated as protein Shroom3-like. Gene Ontology annotation, biological process: actin filament organization. Gene Ontology annotation, molecular function: actin filament binding. Gene Ontology annotation, cellular component: adherens junction; cortical actin cytoskeleton; apical plasma membrane. NCBI's taxonomy places the organism in Eukaryota, Metazoa, Chordata, Actinopteri, Kurtiformes, Apogonidae. The record is from RefSeq and is a predicted model, not a curated record.